UAUUAGUGAAGAAAAACAGAUUCUUGAUUCUGUAGAUUGGUAACUUACAGAUGUAUUGAGAUUCUUCAAUGACUUUAGGAGAAUUUCAACAGUGACUUGAAAGAGGUUGCAUACCGUGAAAUGUUGAAGGAAAGAAAGAAAAUGAAAAGUGUUGAGAAACCCAAUCGUUGAAUCCGUGAAGCUUCCUUGAGCUACAUGCCUACAUCAUAUGCUUCUGGAAUUAGAUACCAUAAUAAUUGUUUAAGCUUGUUUUUGGAAAGUGAGGCUUUCCAACAUGAGUCUCUUGGCUGGGAAUAUAUGGAAAAAGAAGAGGAAAGCUAAGAGCACUGAGCAAAAAGAGUAAUACCACUAUAAUUAUAAUAAAGUAUGGAAGAAAAGAGAACGACUUAUAGUUGAUUUAUGAGUAUGAAGUUCAUGCCAAAUAUGCAGGAGUUGUUAUUUAACUAAAUUGCAGGAACUUUUUGAAGAGAAUCCAGCGGUUGAAAAAUAUAAAUAGAGGUUGGCUGGUGUGAUUGUGAAGUAUCUGGGAUGAAGAGAGAUAUGGGGAGUUACAAAAUGGGUUUGUGUUGCAGUGACAAGCUCAGGAUGAACAGAGGAGCUCCACCUCAGGAUGUGGUGACGGCGUUUGUAGAGUAUACCGAGGGCAGGAGCCACAUGACGGCAGAGCAGCUAUGUCGGUUCUUGGUUGAGGUGCAGGACGAGACUGAAGUGUUGGUUUCAGAUGCAGAGAAGAUCAUAGAAAGAAUCACAUGUGAAAGACAUCAUAUCACUAAGUUCUUGAGGCAUACGCUGAACCUCGAUGAUUUCUUCAGUUUCUUGUUCUCAGAUGAUCUGAAUCAUCCAAUUGAUAGUAAGGUGCAUCAAGACAUGGCCUCUCCCUUGUCGCACUAUUUCAUUUACACCAGCCAUAAUUCGUAUCUGACUGGAAAUCAGAUCAACAGCGAAUGCAGCGACGUACCUCUCAUAAAGGCAUUAAAGAGAGGUGUUCGAGCUCUUGAACUUGACAUGUGGCCUAACUCUACUAAGGACGACAUACUUGUUCUCCAUGGCUGGGCAUGGACACCUCCAGUUGAACUAGUCAAAUGCUUGAGAUCUAUAAAAGAACAUGCCUUUUAUGCAUCUGCAUACCCUGUGAUCUUAACUUUGGAAGAUCAUUUGACUCCAGAUCUUCAAGCCAAAGCAGCUGAGAUGAUGAAAGAGAUAUUCAUGGAUAUGGUGUAUUUUCCAGAGGCUGGUGGUUUAAAAGAGUUUCCUUCACCAGAAGAUCUCAAGUACAAAAUUGUAAUAUCUACAAAGCCUCCUAAAGGUAGCUUAAGAAAGGACAAGGAUUCUGAGUCAGAUGCAUCAGGAAAGGCGUCAUCAGAUGUUUCAGCAGACGAUGAGAAGACUGAGGAAGAAACAAGUGAGGCCAAAAAUGAAGAGGAUGGAUUUGAUCAAGAAUCCAGCAACUUGGAUUUCCUCACCUAUAGUCGCCUAAUAACGAUUCCUUCUGGAAAUGCUAAAAAUGGAUUAAAGGAAGCACUAACAAUCGAUAAUGGUGGAGUUAGACGGCUGAGUUUGAGGGAGCAGAAGUUCAAGAAAGCCACUGAAAUGUAUGGAACCGAAGUCAUAAAAUUCACACAGAAGAAUCUGUUGAGAAUAUAUCCCAAGGCUACCCGAGUAAAUUCCUCCAACUAUAGGCCAUACAACGGUUGGAUGUACGGAGCUCAAAUGGUCGCUUUCAACAUGCAGGGCUAUGGAAGAGCUCUUUGGAUGAUGCAUGGUAUGUUUAGGGGAAAUGGUGGAUGCGGGUACGUGAAAAAACCGGACUUUAUGAUGAACAAUAAUCUCAGUGGAGAAGUGUUCAACCCGAAAGCGAAGUUACCCAUAAAGAAAACUCUAAAAGUGAAAGUAUACAUGGGCAAAGGAUGGGACUCUGGUUUCCAGCGAACAUGUUUCAACACUUGGUCCUCUCCUAACUUCUACACAAGGGUGGGGAUAACAGGAGUAAGAGGUGAUAAGGUAAUGAAGAAAACAAAGAAAGAACAAAAGACAUGGGAGCCAUUCUGGAACGAGGAGUUUGAGUUUCAGCUAACAGUACCGGAGCUGGCGUUGCUAAGAAUAGAAGUUCACGACUACAACAUGCCAGAGAAGGACGAUUUCUCGGGUCAGACAUGUUUGCCUGUGUCAGAGCUGAGACAAGGCAUACGUUCUGUUCCUUUGUAUGAUCGCAAAGGCGAGAGACUAGUUUCAGUUACACUUCUCAUGCGGUUUCACUUUCUUUAAACACAGAGUUUCCUUAAAACAGAGUUUCUUUCUUCUUUAUAAUAAUAAUAAUACUUCAAAGAGAGUGGAACUUUUUGGCAUAUGAAAAACGGACUAAAUCAAAAUUUGUCACUCGUUAAUAAAAAAUUAAAGACUUGGUCUUUUUUG
Messenger RNA from Arabidopsis thaliana (thale cress), 2412 nucleotides. It is a transcript of the gene PLC5, whose product is annotated as phosphatidylinositol-speciwc phospholipase C5. Gene Ontology annotation, molecular function: phosphatidylinositol-4,5-bisphosphate phospholipase C activity; C-type glycerophospholipase activity; phosphoric diester hydrolase activity. The transcript is spliced from 8 exons. NCBI's taxonomy places the organism in Eukaryota, Viridiplantae, Streptophyta, Magnoliopsida, Brassicales, Brassicaceae. Gene Ontology annotation, biological process: intracellular signal transduction; lipid metabolic process; signal transduction. The record is from RefSeq and is marked reviewed. Gene Ontology annotation, cellular component: cytosol; plasma membrane. Bases 529 to 2265 code for a protein of 578 amino acids.